AUGGAGGAAGGGAUUUCUAGUGAAGAUGAGGAAGGGGUGGACUCUUAUGUGGCUUUAGAAAAAGGAGGGGAUGAAUGCUGUGUCGUUGAGGAUGUUGAAACUCCAAUGGUAUUGGAUGAUGCAAAGGAGGAUAAUGUGAAUUUUGAAUAUUGUCGGAGUUUAGCAGGUGGAGUUGUAGAGCCCAUGUUGGGGAUGGAGUUUACUACAGAAGAUGAUGCGAGGAACUUUUACAAUGUGUAUGCUAAGCAAACAGGUUUUAGUAUUUGUGUGAAUUCAUAUUAUCGUUCGAAGAAAGAUAAUUCUAUUAUAUCUCGAGAGUUUUGUUGCUCUAAAGAAGGGUUUCGUCGAGAGAGGAGUGCAAAAAAGGUAGUUUUGGGUGAUGACACAAAAAGGAGGUGUGUUAGACCGAUCACAAGGGAAGGUUGCAAAGCAUUGAUGACGGUGAGAAAACGAGAUAAUGGGAAAUGGUAUGUGGCAAAACUAGAGAAGAACCACAAUCACGAGCUCGUGACUCCAGCAGUUUCUUAG
Molecule: messenger RNA, 528 nt
Organism: Juglans regia (Persian walnut)
Lineage: Eukaryota; Viridiplantae; Streptophyta; Magnoliopsida; Fagales; Juglandaceae
Product: protein FAR1-RELATED SEQUENCE 5-like
Exons: 1
Coding region: 1-528 (175 amino acids)
Source: RefSeq, a predicted model, not a curated record